Molecule: messenger RNA, 2154 nt
Organism: Synchiropus splendidus (mandarinfish)
Lineage: Eukaryota; Metazoa; Chordata; Actinopteri; Syngnathiformes; Callionymidae
Product: F-BAR and double SH3 domains protein 1-like
Exons: 22
Coding region: 49-2154 (701 amino acids)
Biological process (GO): neuromuscular synaptic transmission; regulation of actin filament polymerization
Cellular component (GO): neuromuscular junction; recycling endosome
Molecular function (GO): protein binding
Source: RefSeq, a predicted model, not a curated record
CACAGACACAUACACUGUCAGUUGAAUCUGACCUAAAAGGCAGCAGCCAUGCAGCGUCGUUGCAGGAAGGUGACUGAAUGUCAGCAGGUGAAAUUGAAGUUUGCAGAGCAAGUUCGCAAACUUCUUCUAAAGCAUCACCAAAGCACUGAGCUACUGCAGGACAUCAGGUCCUUCAGUAAACAGCGGGCAUCUAUCGAGAGAGACUAUGGUCAGGCGUUACAAAAGUUGGCGUCGCAGUUCCAGAGGAGAGACUGGCAGAAAGGAAUGUCUGAAGCUCAUAUUUCUGGUGUUUCUGGGGUGUGGUGCUCUCUGCUGGAUGCAACAGCAAAGUCUGCAGCAUCUCAUCUGGCAGCUGCAGGAGAUUACCGGCAAAUGAAUGAACACAUUUGCAACACUCUUCACAAUGCCAAGGACACGCAGGUCAAAAGGAGUCUGAAGGAGCUGCAGAAUGAACAGGACGAAGUAAUGGCUGCUCUAAAGGAGCUCAAUGGAAUCAAGAAGCAAUACCAACAACUCUCUCACAUAGCCAAUGUUGCUCGAGAAAAAGCUGCUGAUUCACAGAGGAGAGCAAGAAAAAAUGAAAGUGGGAGUUUCAACUUUCAAUCUGGACAAAAUAAAAUGGCGUCAAAGCUGUGUUCCAGGUCGAAAGAGUGCGACAAACUCCUGAUUGAAGUUCGUAAUGAAUACUUACUGACUUUGGCAGCAAUGAACACCCAUGAGCGCCACUAUUACACUGAAGGCUUGCCACGCAUGAUGCAGCAAAUCAAUAGUGACAUCUUCGACAGUAUAACUAGGCAUUUCUCACUGCUGUGUGAGACAGAGAUGGAGAUGUGCCUGACGACACACAAAAACUACCGCAGCGCGUGGGAUGGAGUUCUAAAGUUAGCCAGAGAGACAAACAUGCAACAGUUUCUACGAGACUCAGAUUCAUUCAAGAGGACGACAGAAUACACAUUUCAGCCCACACCGCAGGACCAGGUGUGUGUUCUUCAAGACAUCUGUGGUCCAGCAGAGGAUAGCUGGCUGAAUAAGGAGGCCAAGAAGUGGGUGGCUCAAGCUUCACAUGACUACAAGAUGGCUGCACAAGCAGAGAAAGUUUUGGAGACGCUGACAAGUCGAGCAAAGAUUCUGACCGGAGAUGCUGGACGCAAAGUUCAACAGCAGAUUGCAGACGUUCAGAGCAGUAUCAGAAAAAACACACUGAGCAGAGUGAAGGCUGAGGCCCGACUGGCUCUGUUGGCGCAAAGAGUCGAGGGAACGGAACUAUGGAUUGACCUUGCCAUGACACAAGCUGAGCAGGAUCUGGAGAGAGAUGAGCGGUUCAGCGAGAGGACCAAGUCUACGGAAGAGUUUUCAGAGGACGAGCUUGAUCUGAUAUACUUUGUGGAGGAGGACGAUGAGAAGGGAACCAUCUUCAGCGACCCAGCCUUGACAUCAAUAUUGUGUCUUUGUCCUGCAGUGGGCCGAGUGACAUGCAGCUAUGAGGCACCUGGAAGUUCAGAGCCUCACUGGAUAUUUUCUCUCAGGGUGAUGCAUGUGAUGAUGGGAGGAAAGUCUUAUGAUGAGCAUUCAAACAUGGAAGGGGAGGAACUUCAAGGCAAUGAGAAUGGGGAAAUGGAAGACUGGCUCAAGGCCUGUAAUUCCACUCUUUGCCUGCCAACUGAGGACCUGUCCCUGCUGGAUACAUCACCUUGUUUGUCCAAAAUAGCUGAACAAAAGGGAGCAGUGAAACAAGAUGCUGCCAGAGCUUUGUCCUUCUACCAGGCUCAAAGUGCAGAGGAACUGUCCUUCCACGAGGGGGCGCUAAUCCAAAUAACCCAAGAGGUGGCAGAAAAUAGGUGCUUGGAGCGAGAGAUCGGCGUCAUCCCACCAGUACUGGUUGGGAUGAUUUGUGAUGAAGAACAAGAGGAAGUGGAGGAUGCAGGACAGCUUCCCUGUAACCCUCUGACUUUGAGAUCCACCGACCUGGAUGAAGAGAGGACACUUGCGACUGAACCUACUAGUGUUCCAGAUAAACAGGAAGAUUCUGGCGAAAGCGGCCACUACUCACCAGCUGCCUGUGGAAGUCGUCUGAGACCUUGCCGACCACCACCACCACCUCCUCCUCUGAACCGGGCACAGUCUUCUCAUCCGGGGACAAAGAGCAAAACUUGA